AUGUCUGCUAAUUUUUCAGAUAACUUCAUAAUCGCAUCUUUGCCACGUCAGGCCCUGCUGGCCGACAGCAGUGCCUCCAAGUUCUGCGUGGCCUCCCCUCUGGCAAACGAGGCCUACGGCAAGAUAGACCUAGCCAUAUCUGGAUCAUUUAUCGCAACAUAUAUACAGAGACCCACUCCAAGAAUGGUGUGGUCUGAGGCUAUUGCACCUCAGGCGAAGGUUACAUCUAUUGCAGUGUACAACAAAGAUUUUUCUGACGAACAAGUUAACUUCGCUGUGGGUAUAACCGAGAGGAAGAAAUCAUGUGUGAGGCUGAUAACAAGACGCAAAGCAAGCUCCGAAGACUUAGACUCAGCAUCUGGAGAUCAAAAGUCUUUUGUUAUACCGACUGAAAAACCUGCUGUGGAGCUGAGGUUCUCCAAGGACGGAGAAGUUGUUUUCUGUCUAUUUCAGGACUCUACUACUGCUGUCAUACCCUUUGGAACUGAUAUCAUGCCUGAGUUGGAAUACUCAGGAGAUCUGUUGAAACAAUCAUAUUUUCAUUCGUUUCUCGACGCACGUUUGGUGGGAGGUAUAAACAGCGAUACGAGCGCUGAGGGCUUCUUUCUGUAUGUUGGAAAAAAUAGCCGAGGCUCUUCCUUUGAUGUCAAGUUGUAUGCUCUGGUUGACAGAGAGUGCCUUGAGAUUCUGUCAACGGAUCUGCAAAUUGAAAUUGCGAAGCCGAAAUUCUUGUUCAAUGCUCCUGGCACGCUGAUAGCACUGGACGAGGAAGGGAAAACCAUGCAGACAUACACGUUUCCGUCUUUGAAGCCCAGGAAAUCUAUUGAUUUGAGGGGAAUUAUAGCCAAAAAUGGCGAAGUAUCUGUUGUUUCUGUCGCACCAAACAGAAUUGCAAUUUCCUCCGGAAGUUCUGUAUUUUUAGUUGAUGUCCUUCAUGAAGCCGUGAUGGCUUCUUACGAGAUGGUCUCGCCAGCCAAGGCAGAAUUCACUACUGUCGAACUCAUUGAAUCCGCCUUUGUCAAGGGAAACUCACAAAGCUCGAAAAAUACAUUUUUACUUGUGGUGGUGAAAAAUUCCAGAGAUAACACCGCUACCUUGCAGAACCUCAAGGUUGAUGUUGGACUGGGAAGACUCAGAGAUGUUUUGGGAAACAGUACUCUCAAGUUCAAUAGAGAGAGGUCGCUGAAGUCGCAGUUGAAUGGAAUUCCUCGAGUUAUGGAUGUCAUAAAAUCGAAUUCAUUUGAGUCAGAGGAAGCCGUCAACAAGAGCGAGCUUUUGGGCCUUUUGGAGUAUCUGAGCAAGACCUACAAAGAGGGCAAUUAUGAGUCAUUUGACUCGGCAUUUGUUUCUUUCAUGAAGGGAGAAUCUCUCGCAACUGUCUCUCAAAAUGGAAAUGCCAAAAAAGUGAAAAAAGUCAACAACUUCUCCAGGGUGUAUGAGAUUGAUCAUGACCGUGUUGUAGAUCAUACCUUUGUCCAUUUGGUGGUGGACAUGUUGCUCGGAUCCCCUACAAGCGAAGCCCUUGAAGCAGAGUCUGUUCCCAUUGAGUCUCUCACUUAUCUGUUAACCCAUCCCCUAUUUCCAACAGACUAUGCCAAGGUUGUGCUGAAAAAGCUGGCCGCAUAUCCAAUCCUCACCAGACAGGCGGUUGUCACAUGUCCGAACAUUCCAUGCAUUGAUCUCAUUCACGAGCUGAGUGUGAUCGACAACGACGACAUUUUCAAAGAUGUCUUGAUUAGGCUGGUAGAGGAGUUCUCCAGCGAUAGAAUCACUCAGGAAACCAUACGGCUUUCCAACACCGCAUCCGAAACUGGUGGGCCUUCGUUCGACCUGGACAAAAUCAUAAGAAAAAUCAUCAAGUUGAAUUUCGGCUUCGAAAUAUUGAACUCUUUUAUCGACUCGAAUGGUCUUAUUCUGAGUUUGCAGUAUUCUUCGGACGCUGACCGUUUGUCCAAGCUGCUAUCCAGAGUGGACAAGCAGGUUGACUCUUUGGUCUCUGACUCCCAGUUGUUGACCAUCGUGAAUAAGUGCAUACACGCAGUAUCAUUGGAGGCUAAGAAGUCCAGAAAGAAGAAGAAUGGCUUACCUGUUGAGGAGGAUAACAUUUCAGCAGUGUUGGACCAGGCUAAGAUCAGAGUAGACUCGAUGUUGCCUAUCACCGAGGCUUCUGCUGGCCGUGGAAGAGAUGACGAACUCUUGAAAAAAGUUCCGGUUUAUUCUUUAGAAAGACUUACCUUGUAA
Messenger RNA from Kuraishia capsulata CBS 1993, 2241 nucleotides. RefSeq lists its product as uncharacterized. The transcript has a single exon. NCBI's taxonomy places the organism in Eukaryota, Fungi, Ascomycota, Pichiomycetes, Pichiales, Pichiaceae. The record is from RefSeq and is a predicted model, not a curated record. Bases 1 to 2241 code for a protein of 746 amino acids.